AUGCUCCGCUCGAUCCUCCCGCGCUUCAUUCCGCGCCGUCCAUUCUCCAGCAUGGCUUCUCUGACUCCGAUGGAGGACCUUAUGCGUGACAAGAUUGCGCACGCAUUCACGCCGACGACGCUGAUCAUCCGAAAUGAUUCGCAUAAACACGCGCACCACGCUGCGAUGGAGGGGUCGACGUCGAAGGAGACGCAUUUUCAUGUGACGAUUACAUCCGCCGAAUUCGAGAAGAAGAUGCAGCCCGCGCGUCAUCGGAUGGUUUAUGCACUUUUGAAGGAGGAGAUGGCGCGUGAGGGUGGGAUUCAUGCUUUACAGUUGCGGACUAAGACGCCGGCUGAGGAGGCGAGGGAGAAGGAAAGGGAGAAGGCUGCUCAAUAA
Molecule: messenger RNA, 378 nt
Organism: Penicillium argentinense
Lineage: Eukaryota; Fungi; Ascomycota; Eurotiomycetes; Eurotiales; Aspergillaceae
Product: BolA family protein
Exons: 3
Coding region: 1-378 (125 amino acids)
Source: RefSeq, a predicted model, not a curated record